AUGGGUGACUUAAAUGUAUGUUUUCAAAUAGAUACAGAUAAUCGUGAAAAUUUUCCAUCUAUAACAGCUUUUCAAACAUUUAAAGAUCAAAGAGACAGGUUUUAUGAAAUAUUUCGAAUAUGGGAAAAAGACCAUUCAGUGGAUGGAUGGACAUUUCAAAUAGCUUUAGGAAGUAAAGUAAGAACUAUGUUAACAUUGCACAAUGAUGCUACAAAUUAUUAUCAUUUUGCAAGAUUAUUUAAGUCACAACUUUUGAUUUCAUGUAUACAAAAUAGACAACAAGCACAGAUAGAAGAUGAUGAAAGUAUAAGUAUUUUGAAAACUUUGAAAAAUGUAAAUCCACAAAAGCUGAAUCAACUUCAGAAACGAUUAGUAACACCACAGCCUUCCAAAAAUCAAAUUACAGAACCAUCUUUCCCUGGGGUGCAAGAAUUUUUUAAGGAUUUUAUAUUAUUUGCUUUCAAUCCAAUUUUCUAUGUCCAUUUAGAAAAUUGCUUAAUCCAUGAAAUAAUGGAAUUGAAUGAUACUCAGUUUAAUAAUAGUGAAAUAGAAGAUUCAGAAACAACAGUCGAUGAACAAACCCAAGAAAAUUUUAUUACCUGCUUAUCCAGCUUAAGGCUUCUUGCAAAAGUGUUAGGUCUUCUUGUGUCAUUACCAUAUAGGUCAGAAUCAAAUAAUUUUAAAGAAUUAAUAGCAACUCAAGUAGAAGUAAGAAGUAAAGUCGUACCAGCAAUAAAUUUACAUCUGUGUUUACAUAAUGCAAUAGCAUUAGGAAAAUUAUCAUUAACUGUACCUUGGAUAGCAAAAUACUUGGCUAUGAUGGAUACUGUGUCUCUUCGAUUACCAUAUUAUAAACAAACUUUAGAACUCUUAUAUUAUAUUCAUAAAUAUUCAACAUCUGACAGUUUUAUCUCUCAUCAGGCAGUAAUUCUUCUUAAAUCCACUUUAAAUUGGUUAUUUGAAUUACCGAAUAUUCCAAAGGAUUUUUAUCCUACUUGGCAAAAGACAUUUAAAGUUAAAGAAUUACGAAAUUUGAAGCAACUUAAUAAGCAAUAUGUGCAAAAAUAUAUGCUAGUAGGAGAGCCCACUGUGUCUGUUACAUCAACUAAAUCUAAUUUAGAUAAAUUGGAUAUUAUCAAUGAAAGAACAUUGCAUAUAUGUUGUCCAUUGGUUGGGAUUAAUGUAUCUGUAUCAAAUACUAAUACAAAUCUAAAUAAUUAUAAUUCAAAUAAACAUAUAACACCAGUUUCUAGUCAACUUAACAAAUCUGCCAAAAGUGCAGGUAUAAAGCAUCUAGAGUUGCAAUUAGAAGAAGCAUUCUUUCACGGACAACCAGCGUCUACUCGAAAAACAGUUGAUUUUGUGUCAGAACGGGUUGCUUCGACCUGUGUGAAACACAUAUGUAAUACACUUUUAAUGACUUCUAGAGAAACGAAUCUGAAUAAUUUCAGGGAGAUUUUAAAGAUGAAACAAAAUGAAAGACAACCCGAAAAAUUUGGAGAACAAUUAAUUAACGCCAAAGAUUUUAAGGCAUUAGUGGUAACUGAUAUGAAUACUUUGGCUACAAAUGUGUCUAAAGAAUUAAAAGGUCAAUAUGAAGCAACUAUACCAGGAAUUUGUGAGUCGCGGGUCACUAAAUCCAUAGAAUCUCUUUUGGCAGAAGAUUCUUUGGCACCUGUAAAAGAAAUGUGUUGUAAAAUUGCCAUCAGACUAGCUAUGGAACGUAUAUAUCAAUGGAUACAAUCUCAUAUAGUGGGUGGAUCAUUGUUUAUAAAAGAUAUGGAACUCGAAUUAAAUAGAUUUUUAAAGAACAGUACUCCAUUAGAACCUAUGCAAGAAAAAAAACAUAAUCCCAAUGCUAUUAGUCCAACAACUAUCACUGAUAAUAUGAGGGAAUUUAUAUUGCUUAUUCUCGACAACGGUGGUGAUUCUUUAACAAUAACGGUUAUCACGACGAUAUUGGAUACUUUAUAUCAGACUUUAAAUGAAAGAGCUGAUUUAGUUGUGGGGACUGAGAAGGUUUUAUAUUCUCUUAGUACAGAUUUCGCUCUGUUUUUAGUUGCUUAUCGAAGCGAUCUUUUUAUUCCAAAAGUUCAAGAAAAAUUUAUAACAAUAUGGUCAAUGAGUCGUUGCAAAGCUUUGGAAUCUGAUUCACCUAUACGCAGAAUAUUUAGUUCUAGAAACGUUAUGCUUUUGGCUCAAUCAGAAAAAGAAGAAGUUUGGACAGUAUUUGGAAAAUUCAUUAAAAAAUUGAUAGAGAAAAACGUUUUAGAUAUUAAUUGUUUUAGCGAUCAAUGUGUAGCUUUAUUUAGGCAGAACUGGCCCGUGCCCAUGUUGAUGCGUCUUUCAACUUGUUUAAUGGAAGUUAUGACAGAUUUCAAAGAAUCAGAUAGAACAACAGGAAAAGUAAGAUAUCUACUUGGAUGGAUAGCCGAAGCAUAUAAGGAGUUAGCAUUUUUUGGUGAAUGUGGUAGUAGCGAAGAAAUGGAGACACUUUACACGGGAGCGAUCCAUGGGUUUCCCCAAUCGAACGGUGGCCUGACUAAUGGGAUCUCCACGGGAAUCGCCAGCUCGUUCGACCAAGACGGAGUUUUGAGUCUCAUCGUCGUUCUGGGCGGAAGCUUGUCCCUGGUUGCUCUGGUUUUCGCCUUUAUUACCUACAGGUAA
Molecule: messenger RNA, 2667 nt
Organism: Eufriesea mexicana
Lineage: Eukaryota; Metazoa; Arthropoda; Insecta; Hymenoptera; Apidae
Gene: dlt
Product: codanin-1 like protein dlt
Exons: 11
Coding region: 1-2667 (888 amino acids)
Biological process (GO): chromatin organization
Cellular component (GO): nucleus
Source: RefSeq, a predicted model, not a curated record